CCCGGUUCAGAAUAAGAUCACUCCUUUCCCUUACAGACCCCCAGUCCACACUCAGUCCUUUUAACUAUGGAGUUGAGUCAGCUGGUUGAAGCUUAGUGCCUCUCUUCCUUUAUUGGGAACAGGAAAGGUGCUGUGAGAGGAAUCUGGGUGGGAUCGUUCAGGAGAAGGUGACAGCAGAUGGUGGGAAGGCUGAGUGAGACUCAGAGCAGGCAGCUGCCCAGUGCCCAGAGAGAAACAAACCAGGGAGACCGGGUGGGGCAGUGUCUCUGGGACAGGGAGGGCAAGGCCACCACAGCCGGACACAGACGCUUAGCUGGCUCUCUGUGUCAGCAGAAGCAUUAGCCAGGGUGCUGGGCAACUGGCACUUGAGCCCGUUAGGAUUCAUGGGAGGUUAUUUCUUAAGUGAAAUUCUGAAGAGUUCAAGGAUGAAUUUGGACAGCGAUGGAAUGGAUGACAUCAGCAGCCAAGAAUCCCCAUUGGGUAUGGAGGGGAAUUAUAAAAAGGCACAGAAAAAUGAGAGAGAGUCUAUCAGACAGAAGUUGGCACUUGGAAGCUUCUUUGAUGAUGGUCCAGGAAUUUACACCAGCUGUAGCAAAAGUGGGAAGCCCAGUCUCUCCUCCCGACUGCAGAGUGGGAUGAACCUGCAGAUCUGCUUUGUCAAUGACAGUGGCAGUGAUAAGGACAGUGAUGCCGAUGACAGUAAGACCGAAACCAGCUUGGACACCCCCUUGUCUCCCAUGAGCAAACAGAGUUCUUCCUAUUCCGAUCGCGACACUACUGAAGAGGAGUCUGAAUCUUUGGAUGACAUGGACUUCCUUACAAGGCAAAAGAAAUUGCAAGCUGAAGCCAAAAUGGCCCUUGCCAUGGCCAAACCAAUGGCCAAAAUGCAAGUCGAGGUGGAAAAGCAGAACAGGAAAAAGUCUCCCGUCGCUGAUCUCCUGCCACACUUACCUCAUAUAAGUGAAUGCUUGAUGAAAAGAAGUUUGAAGCCUGCCGACCUGAGAGACAUGACCAUUGGGCAGCUACAAGUGAUAGUCAAUGACCUCCAUUCCCAGAUCGAAAGCUUGAAUGAAGAGUUGGUCCAGCUGCUUCUCAUCCGGGAUGAGCUGCACACGGAGCAAGAUGCUAUGCUGGUGGACAUCGAAGACUUGACCAGACAUGCUGAGAGUCAGCAGAAGCACAUGGCAGAGAAAAUGCCUGCAAAGUGAAGAGAAGCCAUCCAAGCAGAGGACAUGCUAAAAUUUAUUUUGCUUCUGUGGUUGUAAACGCUGUUGCUAGCAGUGGCCUGGAAACACACAAUGUCAGUGUUAGUCAUUGAGAGUGUCUGAAGCUUCGUGUCCAGUGAUUGGCCUUUGCUUCUUAAUUUAUUUCCAUUUUUUUUACUUGUGACACUUAAUAUCAGGCAUUUUAAUAAAAUAUUGUUACAAAAAAUGUACAGUACUGACACCAUCACAAGUCAUGGUUAAUCAAAGAGGGUAGUUUUAACUUUGUUUUUAUUUCUUUAGAGGUUUUAAGUUGGAGCAGUAUUUUCCCAUUGACUACUUUCAUUCUUCACUGUAGUUUUAAAGAACUGUAAAUGACGGUGCUAUCCAAGUCAAAAAAUACAUGCCUGCCUCGUAGUGACGUUGUAGCUCUCCGUAAUAUGGAUAUUUUAAUCAGUUUUCAACAUUUUGUGAAUGUUGACUACCUGAGGUUCAUUUUUAGAUGUGCUAUUAACAUUCUGUUGGAGUCAGAGGGUUCCUUGAAAGUUUUAUGUAUAAAUAUGUAAAAUAAAAAUUAAAACUUUGUUUCAUAUGAUA
Castor canadensis (American beaver) is the source of this 1799-nucleotide messenger RNA. It is a transcript of the gene Schip1, whose product is annotated as schwannomin interacting protein 1. Lineage: Eukaryota; Metazoa; Chordata; Mammalia; Rodentia; Castoridae. Gene Ontology annotation, biological process: positive regulation of hippo signaling. The record is from RefSeq and is a predicted model, not a curated record. Gene Ontology annotation, cellular component: plasma membrane; cell junction.